Caenorhabditis elegans is the source of this 522-nucleotide messenger RNA. Lineage: Eukaryota; Metazoa; Nematoda; Chromadorea; Rhabditida; Rhabditidae. The record is from the annotation of a RefSeq genome assembly.
GUGCAUUUCUCGAAAUGGGCUCCCCAGACUGCUCUUCUGGCGGAUAACCGCGUUCAUGACACACGGAGGUAUUGGCAGUACAAACGAAAUUGCGUAUCUUGGCAAACCGGCUCUGAUGAUUCCAUUGUUCUGUGAUCAAAAUAGAAAUGCGAAUAUGCUUGCGAAGCAUGGAGGAGUUACAAUUGUUCAGAAACGAGAGUUGGAAAAUUUCCACACAAUUCGAAAAGCUAUCCGCUCAAUUUUGCACGAUGAAAACUACAAGUAAAAUGCUGAAAAAUUCGCCAAUUUAUUGCUAAACCAGCCACACAGACCAGAAGAUCAGGUUGUCAAGCACACUGAAUUUGUCGCUAAAUUUGGUCCGAUCCCGGAAAUGGAUCCACAAGGAAGGAAGAUUGGAUUUAUUGGCAGAAACUUAUUGGGUGUGUAUUUUAUUAUUGCUUUAUCGUAUUUUGUACCAUUUUCUUUGCUUUUCAUUGUGCUAAGAUUUAUAUUUAAACAAUUUUCGCUGAAAAUUGUGAAGAA